GCAGCAGCAGUUGCUGCAGGAGCAGCAGCAGCUGCAGGAGCAGCAGCAGCAGCAGCAGGCUGCUGCUUGGGCCCUUUCAGCUGCUCUGCGUCAAUUUGAUUGGUGCGAAAGAAUGCUGCAGCUGCCGUGGAGUCCCCCAUCAGUGUGCUUGGGCUUGAGCCAGCCAGACGAGAAGAAGUACAUUGACGUCUAUUCCUUUGGAGCUGUCUUCUGGCAGAUCCUCACGGGCCUUCAGCCCUUUGCUGAGUUAUCUUCUGCGCAGAUUGUUACCCGAGAAUCAGCAGAAGAGGCACUGGAGGAGUUUAUGGGGGCCCUCUAA
Eimeria acervulina is the source of this 319-nucleotide messenger RNA. RefSeq lists its product as hypothetical. The annotation marks the transcript as partial. The transcript has 4 exons. The record is from RefSeq and is a predicted model, not a curated record. Lineage: Eukaryota; Apicomplexa; Conoidasida; Eucoccidiorida; Eimeriidae.